AUGUCAAGCGAUCAGCGAAUCCACUUCGGCGGACCCUCGACUACUGGGCUCCCCACCUCGGGGGAACACCCCCUACAUAAUGAAACCCACGACGAACGCCCCGCGGCGGUGUUAGAACGCUACUGGCAACUGUUCAAUGACCCAGGCUUGUCGCCUCCUGGCGAUACGCCCGCCGGCCCAUCACAAGUAUCACCCGAGGCUUUUCAUGACCUUGCCCACCAGGUCCGAGCACUGACAAGCAUGGUGCAGACCAUUAUCCCGAUCGUCUCCCAGCAAGCCCCUCCGCAUGCGACCCGACCUACGCAGCAACGGGAGCCCCCUGUCCGGACGCAUGCGCCACUUCCAGAGCUUCCUAUCUCGCCUCGAAACCCCGCAACUCGGCCCGGGAGCCGGGAAGCGGAGGGCACGGCGAGCCGCCCCGAGCCCGAGGCUCCGACCGUCGAUUCGACGAAUGCCUUGCGAGCUCAGCUGCGCCUUGUCAGUCAAAAACUGUACGAGGUACAACAGGAAGUCCGUAAGUCAAAAGGGGAGCUCGGGGCGGACGGACAUCAAGGAUCCCCGUUCACCCCCGAGAUACAAGAGCAGACGAUCCCGCCGCACUUCCGCCUCCCCUCACUGGACGCGUAUGACGACGCCGCUGACCCAGUGGACCACGUGGCCGCUUUCCAUGCCCAGAUGGCGCUGUACGGGACUUCUGACGCUUUAAUGUGCAGGGCAUUCCCGACGACUCUACGGGGGCCAGCCCGCGCAUGGUACAGCGGCCUAAAGCCCGGGACCAUCGCCUCCUUCGAUCAGCUCGCCAAGGAUUUCGAGCUUAACUUCUUGGCCUAUGCCCGACCGAAGCCAUCCAUGGCGCUGCUCCUCGGGCUCAACCAGAAGAAGGACGAGCCCCUCUCCCAUUUUGUGAACCGCUUUACGACGCAGAUCCACGGAUUAUCGGAUGCUCACCCCUCUCUCUUAAUGCAGGCAUUCAUGACAGGCCUGCGGCCCUCCAGGUUCUUCUGGUCGCUCAUGGAGCGGCCCCCCACCGCGGUCCCCGAAAUGCUCCAGCGUGCAAGUCAAUUCGUCGCCGCGGUGACUUGGAUGGCCGGGAAGCGGGAGGAUCACAAAAAGGUCAAGUCAGAGCCUCUCCGACAGCCACAACCCGCCGCCUCCCGGCGGAGGACUGACAGACCCGAAUCAAGGUCUCCUCUGCCCGCCUUGAAUUCGUCCCGAACCGAAAUUUUCCUGCACGAGAAGGGGAAGGGGCUGCUCAAGGACCCUCACCCGAUGAGGAACCCGCGGGAGCUCGCGGACCGUUCAAGGUAUUGCCGAUUCCAUCGACAGCACGGGCACGAUACUGAACAGUGCUAUGAGUUGAAGAGGCAAAUCGAGGAGCUUAUCCUCAGAGGACACCUCGGCCAGUAUCUCCGGCCGAACAAGGAGCGGUCACCUCGACUGGAGGGCCCCAUUGAGCGGCACAUCGAUGUGAUAGCCGGGGGCCCUGCAUCUGGGGGAGGCUCCAUGUCGGGCAGAAAGGCAUAUGCCUGA
Molecule: messenger RNA, 1530 nt
Organism: Musa acuminata AAA Group (dessert banana)
Lineage: Eukaryota; Viridiplantae; Streptophyta; Magnoliopsida; Zingiberales; Musaceae
Exons: 1
Coding region: 1-1530 (509 amino acids)
Source: RefSeq, a predicted model, not a curated record